AAAAAUGUAUACAAAUGUAUGCAUGGAAGCCUACUCGUAAUGAUGAGUUGCACUGUACAUGUAUAUACUUUUUUUACCAUUUGGUGAUAAUUUUUGAUGCCUAAAUGAUUUUAGUGUUUUGUUUUAUUAUAUCAAUAUGUAUAUGUGUGCAUAAUGUAUGAUAUGUAAUGCGAUAUCUGACAUGUUUCUGCUUAACCUUGCUGCUGAAACUAUAAUGAAUUAUCGACGAAAAAUUCAAUUAAAAUUUAUAGAAUGACUUGCAUCAUUUCUUGAUACGCCACAAUUUUCUCGCUUUUCUUAAUGCGGCAUAUUUAUCAUUAUAUGCCCUAUAUUUAGCAUUAUUGUACAUUCCAUUUUCAAUGAUGCAGUCUUUCCGUGAAAAUAUCUUUCUCGAUACUCGAUAAUUGAACGCAAUAAAGAGCAGAACGCUUAUAUAAUGCGGAUGUACACUAUUAACAUGGAAUCUGACAAAGAAAUCGUGUAUAAGGCACAAGAUCGCGACAUUGCUUCUAGCCCGAUUCGUUUGGAUCCUGACGAAGAUACUCCCGAUAUAAAAUAUCCUAUUCAGAGUGAAGCUGAAAUCAUGAGAAAGACUAUCGAGAGCAGAAAUAUAAUUAAAGGUAAGAAAGUAGGCUAAAAGACACUCUAUAUUGCUUUUUGCAAAAACAAAGAUCUUUCAUAUUCUAUAUCAGAUUCUGAAACUUAUGACAAAUACGAGGAAGAUGAAAGCCUUACACGAUGGCAAUUAUCGAGAAAACCAUCGGCUUUCUCGUCACUAGUAUGUUAUAUAUUUAUUGCAUUUAUUUAUUAAAAAGCUAGAUUUAGUCGAAAUCAAUUAUAUCACGUUUUUAAUACAGAAGGACGAUUUAUUAUUUCAACAUUUUUUUUAAUGAGACAGAUAUUCUUUGUUCGCUUGACAGAUUUUCUCGAUGUAUUUUUUACACGCUUUCCAAAAAAAGCGAUAUUUGCAUUAUAAACGAGUUUUUUGACACCUUGUCUUUAUUUAAUUAAUGCACUUGACAUUGCACUUGACUUGCUUGACCAAUCCGAUUUUGAAUUUAAACAAUUGCAUGCGAAAGAAUAAUUAACUGAUAAAUUAUACAAUGAUCUGUAUAAAUACCUUAAUGUAAUACAUACGUAAAAUACUGCCAUAUUAAAAAAUAUAUUUUUUUAAUAUAAAGAAUUUCUGUGCGUGUCAUAUGUCAAAUAAAAGCUAAAAUUAUAAUCUCGAAGCUAUUUAAAAGUGUAUCAAAAUACAUAUAAUUUAUAGAUAUAAAAAAUAUUAUACUAUACAUAUCGCUUCUGAAUAAAUUUUUGUUUCAGCUACGUGAAUGGAAUGUGAUACAGGUAAUUCUGCUAUAUAACUAAGCAUUGUAUAAUUCGACUAUCACAACGCGAAUGUCUUCUUUAUUCCUAAAUUAAUGCUGUAUUAAUUAAUGUCUACAAUUUUGAGUAGCAUCAAAAUAUCGAAUAAAAUCAUAAAGAUGUUGCGAAAUAUCGCAAAUAAGCUAUCAUGUUUCUUGCAGGUAUCGAUUAUUGCACAUUUCAUGUAACGAUUUUAUUAAAGUAAAAGAUAUAUUACAUCAUACGAUAUCAAUUUAGUCAAAGUUUCUGGAAAUUGAAAUAAUGACGAAGAAAGCACACACAGCGUUGGAAAAAGAACAGGCGGCAAGCGCGGCUGCUGAAGCCGAGGAAAUUAGAACGCAGAUGAUUAAAGACAUGUACGAGGAGAUUCGUUUGGAGAAGUAUAAUAUGGAGAGGCAAGCGUUGCUCGAGGAACAGGAGGCAGAAAUGCGUAAGGUUCAAGUGGAGAAGACGCAGGACGCGCUUCGUGAUUAUAAAGACGCAUUUGCGGAAUACGUAGCGGCCGCCGAAGACGAGGAAAAUUGGUUUAGAUAUAUAACGUGCGACGGAUUGCCAGAUCCCGGGAGCUUAUCCGAGAUGAAUACUUAUAUAUUUUUAUGGUCCAUGGAAGAUGAGAAAGUUAACAUGAGCAGUUUCGUUGUGAAAUACAAUAUUAUUAUCUACCUAUUAGUGAGACUCGACGAGAUAAUACGAUUCUCUGUGACGAGAUCGCUCGAUUACAUAACCGAAUGCGAGACGAUUAGGCAACGAUUCCGAGACAAGCUUCGAGAAUGGACGGACGCGGCAUGUUACUCUCUUCUGCGUGAAAUAGAGAGGAAUAUGAUCCGCGAAGGUAUAAAAACGGCGAGAUACAUCAGCGUCUCCGAUCAGAUUAUUUACUGCGUUUGGGCUUUGAUAAAAUUGCCCAUCGGACUUAAGCAGGUCACCGAUAAGGAUCGAAAACCGAUCGAAGUACAUUUCGAGGAAUUGGAAUUGACCAUUAAAAUGCCUCUCGACAUCGAUUGCUACUGCAUGGCGAUUCGGGCGUUGUGGCUAAAUCACGAUUAUUACUCCGAUUACGCGAUCUCGUAUGUCAUGCCAAAAUUGCCAGACGAAUACGAAAACAUGUACGCUAUAGAUUUCCUUACUUACUGCCAAAACGAGUAUGACGCGAAAGUAAAGAUACGCGAGGAUCAGGUCGAGGGUCGUAACUUGCGACUGCAGGAAAAGAAAGCUAUACUCGAGAAGAUAGAGAACCCGCCGGUCCAGGUGCCCACGAAACUCGACAGGAAAGGGAAGCAAAAGAAACCGGGCGUCCCGGGUGCGAAACGUCCGGAACCGGAACCGGAAACAGAACAGCUGUCGUAUCUACCUACACCGGACGAGAUCAUUUUACAAAGAGAGGACGAAGCGCGAAAAGAGAUUAGAAAAUUACUAUUUACGCGAUGCGAAAAGACAGAGAUAAAUUUGCGAAAAUACAGGAUACUCGGCGGUGUAUUACACAUCGAUUUAGUUUAUCAGCCGCCGCAACCCAAAGACAUGAGCAAAGACAUGAUGCUUACCACCUUACAAAUUCCCAAAAAAUUGAAAUUCGUACCAUUCUGUAAACCGUACAAGGCACCACCGCCGGCACCCGAUUCUGAAAGAACGCCGGAAGUGAUCGAAGCAGAGAUGAAAGCUUUGGAGACUGCGAUGGAGGCAUUGGUUCUAGUAACUUUAAAACUUCCCAGUUCUAUUAUUUGGUUUGAACCGCCGUUGGUGGCACACUGGAUACCUGAGAAAAACUUAUGGUCCACGCAGGAUGUGCACGAUAUCAAGUACAACGAGGAGAAGCAAACUAUCACGUUUAGAACCGGCAGACUGGGCGUCCAUGGCCUCGCUGCUCUCAAGUUCGUCAACAUCCCCUUUCAAAGUUGGGAACUUAAGCCUGAGAUGGGCAGAAACGCGCGAGGCGGAGUUGUACUCAAUAUAUCCGCCGCCAUCAUUCAAGCAGAAUUUAUCGUCAGGGAAGACUUGGUCUGUCUAAAUUCGCUGGCUGGCGGUAUGUCAACGGCGCUCAAAGAAAUGAUUGGAGAAUAUAUGAAACUGUAUCUUUUGAUUGAGAAGAUGCGUGACGCCGGAUGCGAUUUGUUUCCAGAGCGAGAUGCCUUCAGUUAUGUAAAAGCUCUUUCGGUAAAGCAUCCAGUAACGGAGAAGCACUUGCGAGAAUGUAUCUCUCUGCUUUGCACGACGUAUACAUUCUCUUGGUCACGCUGGAACGCUACUCGAAAUUCCAGGGAAAUUGUGAUACAAUUCAAAGAACAUCACGGAUGCGUCGCGAAAGAGCGAACAAACUUGACUCUUUUGGUAACUCCCUUGCGAACAAUGACAGUAUCUUGUACCGAAGUGAGUUCAGAAUUUUCCGAUGUACCUCUGGAUGGUGAAAAUGCAAAGUUUUAUGCUGAUCUAUAUCACUUAGCGCUGCAGAACGCUGGGAUUAAAAGUCGACUUUUGAUGAAGAACGUCUCUUUCAAACUUGCCAAUACUGUCACGGAACUUCUGGGUUACACUAAUGUAAUCAACAUGUCAUCUUAACAAGUGUUUCCGAGAAAAAAAAAUAAAUAAAUGUAAUAUAUUCUUCAACAAGUUUAUUAAAUUCUUUUUCUUCAUAUUUAUGAGAAAACUAUGCUAAAAACAUAUAUGCUUUGUAUCACACUCAUUUUACGGCUGUUUAUUAACUGUCAAGGGAAAAGCAUAGUUUUCGGACAAUUUUACAAGUGUGCUAAAGCUUUCUGUAGUGUUUUGAAUUGUUGUAGUAUUGUUAUCAAAACAUCUUUUUAUUUAAAAAUGAUACGCAAAAAUUUUCAGCGUGUCAUUCUCGCCUCUAACAUUACGAUUCCGAUAUGGCCGCGGCGAGAACCCAGGACCCUUAAACAAUAGAUAAACUUUGUUUAUCUAUUUAUUAUUAAGCUAGUUUCCCACGAUGCGAUUUUUCGUGCAAGUUUACUUGCGAGGAGCCCUGCCAGCCACCGUGCAGGCUACGCAGCGAGAAAAGUUGCUUGCUGCGAGUAG
This is a messenger RNA of Formica exsecta, 4395 nucleotides long. Its product is annotated as axonemal 84 kDa protein-like. Gene Ontology annotation, molecular function: microtubule binding; beta-tubulin binding. NCBI's taxonomy places the organism in Eukaryota, Metazoa, Arthropoda, Insecta, Hymenoptera, Formicidae. The record is from RefSeq and is a predicted model, not a curated record. The transcript has 15 exons. The coding region runs from base 1627 to 3918 and encodes 763 amino acids. Gene Ontology annotation, cellular component: axoneme.